Cynara cardunculus var. scolymus (artichoke) is the source of this 1655-nucleotide messenger RNA. RefSeq names its product cytochrome P450 71A1-like. The coding region runs from base 23 to 1537 and encodes 504 amino acids. The record is from RefSeq and is a predicted model, not a curated record. Gene Ontology annotation, molecular function: monooxygenase activity; heme binding; oxidoreductase activity, acting on paired donors, with incorporation or reduction of molecular oxygen. NCBI's taxonomy places the organism in Eukaryota, Viridiplantae, Streptophyta, Magnoliopsida, Asterales, Asteraceae. The transcript is spliced from 2 exons.
AAACUAAUAUUACAUAUCAAUAAUGGAUUUCCUUCUUCAAUAUCUUCUUCUUUCUCUUCCCCUUCUAUCACUCCUCUACCUUUUGCCCAAAAUCAUCAAAAACAAAUCAAAAUUUAGCCCACCAGGCCCUAUCCGACUACCCUUCAUCGGAAACUUGCACCAGAUCAAUCACUCAAACCUCCAUACUUCCCUAUGGCAACUCUCAAAAUCUUAUGGUCCAAUCUUAUUUCUCAAAUUAGGUUUCAUCCCAGCUAUCGUUGUUUCUUCCGCAAGUCUAGCGGAAGAAGUCUUGAAARGCCAAGAUCUUAUCUUUUGCAGUAGGCCAUCAUUACUUGGCCAACGUAGGUUAUCUUACAAUGGCCUCGACGUGGUUUUGUCGCCCUACAACAAGUCUUGGAAAGAAAUGAGAAAGAUUAUAACAACUCAUUUGCUGAGCACAAAAAGGGUACAGUCUUCUAGAUAUAUUCGUGAAGAUGAGGUCUCACGUUCCAUGAAAAAGAUACAUGAGCUAGCACUUUCAUCUAAGCAGGUAAACUUGAGCGAAAUCUCCAAGAAUGUAAUGCUGGCUAUCAUACUGCGAGUGGGUUUUGGCAAGAGGUAUGAAGAUGCACUUGAGUGGAAGAGGGUUUCUCGGCUUAUUGGCGAACUUCAAGCGACGAUAACAACCUUUUUCAUUUCGGAUCUUUGGCCUAGUUUGCCUUGUGUGGGUUUGAUUGAUAAGCUAAUGGGCAAGAGGGAACUGCUAGAAAAGUGCUUCCGUGAAUUAGAUUCGUUUUACCAAGAACUAAUUGAUGAACACCUCGAACCUCAAAACUCCAAGCCUCAUGACGAAGAGCAGGAUAUUAUUGAUAUUUUAAUUCAACUAAAGAAAGAUCAAGUCCUGAAUCCCUUUGAGCUCACUUCCGAUCACAUAAAAGCCAUGCUAGCGGAUGUAUUGGUAGCCGGAACAGAUGCAAGUGCUGCUACAGUGAUUUGGGCGAUGACAGCACUAAUGAAGAACCCCAAAGUGAUGAAGAAAGCACAAGAAGAAGURAGGAUUGUGGUUGGAAAGAAAGGUCAAAUAGACGAAGACGAUCUUCCAAAACUCACCUAUCUGAAGGCAGUGAUAAAAGAGAUCAUGAGGUUAUACCCUCCAGCUCCCCUUUUAGUACCUCGAGAAACAAGGAAAGAUGCCAUUUUACAUGGCUAUCAAAUCAAACAGAAAACCCUAGUUUAUGUGAAUGCAUUCGCCGUUGGAAGAGAUCCAGAAGCUUGGGAGAACCCGGAGGAGUUCUUACCAGAGAGAUUUUUGGGUAGUGAUGUUGACUUUAGAGGGAGUGAUUUCAAGUUGAUCCCAUUUGGGGCUGGUCGAAGAAUCUGCCCUGGAAUCUCAAUGGGAGCUAUCACGACGGAGCUUUUGCUUGCUAAUCUUGUUUACUUGUUUGAUUGGGGGUUGCCGAAUGGUAUGAAGAAGGAAGAUAUAGACUUUGAGUUUACGCCAGGGAUAACCAUUCACAAGAAGAAUGAACUUUGUCUUUCACCCCAAGUGUAUUCGUAAAAAGUUUAUGAUUCAAGGGUGAUUUUUACUUUGCUUAGAAUAAUCUAAACACCCCAGUUUGGCAACUUGUAAAUGUGGUUCAACUAGUUUCUUUUAAAUUGAAAUCCAUUUCAAAUCC